CAGGGUCAGGGGUCCUGCCGGCCACAGGCUGGCCUGUGGGGGCCCUGGGUCUGGGAGUCGGGGGGCUCCCGAGUGAGGGUCGUGGGGAGGACCUCGUCAGCCAUGCUGGUGCUCUGAACUCCCGCAUGACAGAGGUGGCUGCACUGGCCCAGACGCUGUGGGCCCCGGGACAGGCUGUGGCCGAAAGUGAGCCCUGGCUGAGGAGGCAGCAUGAGCGGCGGGAAGAACUGUGCUGGCAGCUAGACUGUGUCAAGGGCGUGGCCUGGCCUAAGGGGGCCCCAGGAGUCCAAGAGGCUGUGGCCCAGGCCUCCUCAGCUGCCCUGCUUUCCCAGGAGGCCGUGCGUGGGGCCCAGGCCGUGGCCACACUUGGAGGACCGGACCGCAUCCUGGGACAGGCCUGCGAGGCCCAGCAGUGGACAGAGCGGUUCUACGGGGAAUGCAGGGGCCUGGGCCCUGGGCUGGCCUGUGUUCCUGUGCCCUGCGCCGUGCCCCCGUGCCCUGGGACUCUGCCCGCUGCCGGGUGGGCUCCGGCCAUCUCCCACAACACCUCCUCUAGCCGGCACCAAGCCGGCACAGCCUCGGCGCAGCAGCGGCAGCUGCUGCAGCACAUCCAGGCCACAGCAAGCUCCACGGGAAUCCAGGCCCGGGAGACAUGGCAUCGUGCAAGGGGUGCCUGGGGUGUGGCCACCCUGGCCCCUGUGCAAGCAACUAUGCAUAGGAUCCAGCGUUUCCUCUUGGAUGAAGGUGCGGAUGCUGCGAGUGUGGAGCUGGCGGCACGGCUAGGGCUGGCAGUGCCCUGCCCCCAGGGUGAGGCCGUGGGCAUCGCCCUCCUGCUGGAUCAGGCCCAGAAGGCCCUCCCUGCACUGGGCGCUGGAGGCCAGGAGCUGCCCACGGCUGACCGUGUCCUCCACCAGGCACAGCAGACCAGGGAAGGUACUGCCAGGGCCCAGGGCCGAGCGCAGGGCGUUCAGGGGGUGCUGGCUGAGGCGGGAGCUCACACCAGGGCUGCAGAGCAAGGGCUGCAGGCGGCCAGACGGACACUUGGAGGCCUGGAGGCCAGUGUAUAAAAGGUGGCGGGGCGCCUGGCCCAGAUGACGCUGGCAGCGGAUGUGACCCCGGACCCGGGGCUUCUGUCCAGUGCAGCUGUGGCUCUCAGGACCCGUGUGGCCCUGUGCCAGCAGCAGGCCCAGGAGGCAGAAGAGCGGGCAGCACGUGCCCUGGGCUUGGCUGGGGGCCUGGGCAAGGUGAGACGGGAGCAGUGGACAUUGGGGUGUCAGGACGCCCGGCACAGUGUGAAGUGGGGUUUGGGCUGGGACUGGGCUUUGCUGGGCUGAGGUGGGGUCUCAGCUCUAAAACCCCGCGCCCCGGGGACGGGGACGGGGGCUGCCGUGCGUCUGGGUCCAGGUGGGGGGGUUCAGGUCCAGCCCUGCUCCGGGAGCUGCAGGCGGCCCGGGCAGGUGUGGUGGAGUUGCAGGACGGCACGCGCAGCCGGCUGGCCACAGUGCGGGGUGCAGGGGAGAGGGUGCAGCGGACACACGCCGAGGCCCAGGAGCUGCUAACGUGGGUGCAGGCCCGCUGGAGCCGCCUGGAGGGGCUGGAGCGCCGCCUGGUGCAGAAUGAGCAGACCCUGGGCAAGAGGGUGGCCACACUGGGGGCCCUGGAGCGGCGGGCAGCAGCGCUGCUGGAGCACCUGCGGCUGCCGGCCACCGCCCACACCACCUGCUGACGGCCUCCUGGGUGCCAAGGGGGGGGCUCUGGGCCUGCCUGGGGGACUCAAGGGGCUGCAGACACCACUGGGUGACCCUCAUGUGACCCCUGAUGUCCUCAGCGGCCCUCUGCCUGGGAGAAACCUGAGAGACCAUGGAAAAUCCCCGAGGCCAUCGAGGCCCCUGCCCCUGACCGAUCCGUGGUCACCUUAGUGUCCCGAGCCCCCAGGUUGGCUCUGGGGAUGCCGGGAGGUGGGAGACCCCUGCUCCACACUGACUGGCCUCCAGCCCAGACUCCCUUGGGAAAGCCUGGGGGUCCCCCCGAGAACCCCAGCUUUCUUUCCUGGACCCCCGGCUCCCGGCCCCUCCCCAUCUGGCCCCUCAGAGCCCCCCGGGGAGCUGAGGUCCCAGUCCUGGUCCCUGGAGCCUGGGUGGGGCAGCUCGCAGCGCAUUCCAGCCGAAUUCAGCUCCCGGCAAGCUGGAAGGUCCGGAGCGGACGCGCGGCCAUAAGAUCUGGACCGCUCGCUGCCUCUCCGGUCCGGUCGGUCUGUUGUGGCCACCCAGCACCCAUUUCCAUGCGACGGAGACUGCACUUCCCGUGCGACCUGCUUUAGUGGCCAGGGAGCCGGAGGCCCUGGACCCAGCGGCCUCUCUCCCACCCGCCCCCUCCGGCCAGCAUCCUAAGCUGCCCACCUUCCUGAGCCGGGGGCUGGACGCCCUCCCGCUCUCCGCUGAUGCUGGAGCCCUGGGUCCCAAGGCCUAGCUGCUGUUGACCUCCACCUAGGUGGCCAUGACCCUGCGGACAAAGGCCAGGUUCCAGGGGCCGUUCAAACGUGAAGUCUCACAGACCAGACUCCGAGCCUUGGCUCGCGCCGUGGCCCUCGGUGCGCCCCCUGACCAGACCACGGUGGCCUAAAGCCCCAGCCCCCCUCUUCCCCCUUGCACUGCCGAGAUCUGGGCAUCAGGACUCAAUAAAAAUUUGCAGCUGAGCUGACCUGGGCCUGGU
Messenger RNA from Myotis myotis, 2712 nucleotides. RefSeq lists its product as uncharacterized. Lineage: Eukaryota; Metazoa; Chordata; Mammalia; Chiroptera; Vespertilionidae. The transcript is spliced from 8 exons. The record is from RefSeq and is a predicted model, not a curated record.